This is a messenger RNA of Perca fluviatilis (European perch), 4411 nucleotides long. It is a transcript of the gene mtmr9, whose product is annotated as myotubularin related protein 9. Gene Ontology annotation, biological process: negative regulation of autophagy. Lineage: Eukaryota; Metazoa; Chordata; Actinopteri; Perciformes; Percidae. The record is from RefSeq and is a predicted model, not a curated record. The transcript is spliced from 11 exons. The coding region runs from base 100 to 1749 and encodes 549 amino acids.
AGCCACUUCAUUUCCUGAGUCAAGCUAACUUUAGCUAGCUGACAUAUUGUUGCAGAAUUUAUUGGUUUCAAGUUUGUUGUCUUUUCUUCAGGUCAGGUCAUGGAGUUUGCAGAGUUGAUAAAGACACCCAGGGUGGAUGGAGUUGUCCUACAUCGGCCUUUCAUGCCCACUGUGGAGGGGACCCUGUGUUUGACUGGUCAUCACCUGAUUCUCUCCUCCAGACAGGAUAACACAGAGGAACUGUGGCUGCUUCAUUCAAACAUUGACUCAAUAGAGAAAAGAUUUGUGGGAUCUCUGGGAAGCAUCAUAGUCAAAUGCAAAGACCUGAGGGUGAUCCAGCUCGACAUCCCUGGCAUGGAGGAGUGUCUCAACAUUGCCAGCUCUAUUGAGGCUCUGUCCACGCUUGAUUUACUCUCCCUGAUGUACCCUUUCUUUUACCGGCCCAUGUUUGAAGUCAUAGAAGAUGGCUGGAAUUCAUUUCUUCCAGAGGAUGCAUUUAAAGAUUUGGAGUCCAUGACAGAUGAGUGGAGACUGAGUGAAGUCAACAAGGACUUCAGUGUGUGUCCAUCAUACCCCCCUCUAGUGGCAGUGCCCAAAUAUGUUGAUGAUGACACGCUGAGGAAAGCCGCUACUUUCCGUCACGGUGGCCGUUUUCCAGUACUUAGCUACUACCACAAGAAGAAUGGCAUGGUGAUGAUGCGAGCAGGGCAGCCUCUGACAGGCACCAACGGGCGCCGGUGUAAGGAAGACGAGAAGCUGAUCAAUGCCACCCUGCGACCAGGCAAACGUGGCUACAUCAUCGACACACGCACCAUCAAUGUUGCCCAGCAGGCCAAAGCUCGAGGAGGAGGAUUUGAGUCUGAAGCUAACUACCCCCAGUGGAGGAGGAUCCACAAGGCAAUCGAAAGGUCAAACAUCCUCCAGGAGAGCUUGAUAAAGCUGGUAGAGGCGUGUAACGACCAGUCGCACAGUAUGGACCGCUGGUUAAGCAAGCUAGAGGCUUCCAACUGGCAGACUCAUGUCAAAGAGAUCCUCACCACUGCCUGCCUGGCUGCCCAGUGUAUCGACAGGGAGGGAGCGUCGGUGCUUGUUCACGGUACAGAAGGGACAGACUCCACCCUGCAGGUGACCUCGUUGGCUCAGAUCAUCCUUGAUCCGGCCUGCAGGACCAUCAGAGGCUUCCAGGGCCUGGUGGAGCGAGAGUGGCUCCAGGCGGGUCACCCGUUCCAGCAGCGCUGCGCCCAGUCAGCCUACUCCAACAGCAAGCCUCGUCAAGAGGCUCCUUCCUUCCUGCUCUUCUUGGACUGUGUGUGGCAGAUCCUUCGCCAGUUUCCAUGCUCCUUUGAAUUCAGCGAGGGCUUCCUGGUGCUGGUCUUUGAACACGCCUAUGCUUCUCAGUUUGGUACAUUUUUGGGCAACAGUACAGCUGAGAGAACCAAACUAUCUCUACCUGAGAAGACUGUGUCCCUUUGGUCAUGGGUUAAUCGGCCCCAAGAACUGGAACGUCUGACCAACCCGCUCUACGAGGCUAACAGUCUUGUGAUCUGGCCCUCCGUUGCCCCUCAGAGUCUGCUGCUGUGGGAAGGAGUGUUCCUUCGUUGGAACCGCUCCUCCAAGUGUUUGGACGAGGCCUAUGAGGAAAUGGUACAUAUAAUUGCUUACAACAAGGAGCUUCAGAACAAAGUAAACAGCCUGCGCAGGCAGCUGGCCCAGCUGGAAACUGAAGAUCCUCUGCUGCAGACGCCAUAGAGAGAGAGAGAGAUGAGAAAGGAAGCGAGAUGGAAGAAAGAGGUAGAAAAUGUGAAAAAAUACAUAACUAAAUACAAAAACAGAUCAAUGUCAACCCAGUUUUAGGCUUCGGUUAGGUUUAAAUUCCUUUCAGAUGUUUGAGAAUAUAUGAUUCUAACAAUUAUAAUUUGGGAUUUUGUACCUGAUUGAUGAUGACACAUUUUUGAAGAUAAAAAUUGAAAUAGAACGGCCCUAAGCGCAGAACAACUUUAAAAUCAGCCUCUUUUCGAUCUUCCAUUCACGCAGUUGUCUUUCACACAGUUUACAUGACCGAAUGGACUAAACCAGUGAUAGCAAUGCCAUGUUGUGUCAUUGAAACUAAGCAGGAGUGAGUGGGAAAGACAGCUACUUAUUUCUCAGAGUGCUGCUAAAAGCCCAACACUUACUCAACACAACAUCUCCUAGUUCUCCAGUAUAGAUCGUCCAAAAAAAUAAUUGACAGUGAUGUACAUAAUUCAAUUAAUCAAUCAUUUAGGUAAUUUUUCAAGCAAACAUGCCUCUGUCUCUCAUGUGAGAAUUUGCUACUUUUCUUUAUGAUAAAUCACUGUAGAUUUAAUAUCUUUGUGUUUUGGGACUGUUGGCCAGACAAAACGACCAAUUUGAAAAUGUCCUCUUGAGCUGUUGGACAUUAGGAUGGACAUUUUUUCACAAUUCUUUGACAUUUCAUAAACUGAACGAAUAAAAAUAGUCGUUACAUUAAAUGAUCAUUCAAAUAAUUGUUAAUUGCAUCCUUAUUGUAGUAUUAGUGUGCACGUGUGUGCAGAAAGAAAACUGUUCAGUUCCUCAAAUUACACUUUGGCAUUCUUCAACUGAUUUCACAGCUGCGAAGCCUCAUCAAACCCCCACGUCUCACACUCGCUGACUCUCAUUUACAUACGCAGAUAUCUAACCAUGCAGUGAGAGAGUCCAUUUUCAUGUGUUUUCAUAGAUUCCUAUGUAUUUUUGGGCAUUGAUCUUGUUCACUAGGGAAUAUUGGAUGUUCAUUUACUACAGGGUACACGUUUUCACCAAUCAUCCUGCUGAAUGUAUAUAUACCACUGAAGCACUGCAGAGUAACUAUGGCAACAUAUAGGCUACUAUAAGGCAGCAUGUGACUUUGCUGCACGACGAGAUGAUAUAAUAAGCGUAGGUAGGGUCAGCACCUACUGUACUGUACUGUACAAUGAGAGGGGAGGCUUGUCUAAUGGGGAUCUGACCAAAAUAUCUUGUAUGUUUAUUACUUGACAUUCCAGUAAGGAGGUAUUAAGAAAGACUUAUUUAACAAAACUUUACAAAAUGUUAGCUUGCCUCGUUAUGUUUGGUCAGUAUUUCUUUUUCAAACUCACUAUGAAUAAUCAAAUAUGUUUGAGUGUAUGAUGCAGAAAAAAUAAGGUCUUGUUGCUACAGUAAUGUUCGCCAUGUAAUUAUUAGACUUUACAGAGUUGAUGGAGGUUUGAAAAUAGAAUGUUAAUUUAAAGACCAAUAUAUAUUUUGGUUAUUAAACUUGUAUAAUAACUGUUGUUCAAGUACAUUAUGAAACAAAAAGCAUAUCUGCUGUUGUAGUUUAAGAUCCAAAACUAAUGCACUGUGUGAAAGGCAUAUACAAUAUCAGAAACAUAUAAUUAUAAUUCCUAUAAUUAGCUUAAUGUUGUUGUCAGUACUCACCAGCUGUCUUCAUAUUAGACAAUAAAUGUCUUUAUAUUAAAUGUGAAAACAUGCCAAUUUAUCAACAAACGUAAAGCUAUUAGACUUAAUGCUGUGCAGGUGACACAGAUGUUUUUGUCAUGUGGACAUUCACUUUAGUAUCAAUGUCUUGCAUCCAAAGUGAUCAUUUUCUCACCAAUGCAGGACUCAUGUAGUAAGUCCAUUACCAGGAAGGUCACAAAAACCAUUACACACCUGUAAUUUCACUUCAUGUCGUUAAGGAAGCAGCUAAAUGUGUUUAAUACAACAUGACCUAAAUUCAGUUGGCAUAGUGACAUUGAAGCUCAUCUUUCAAUCCUAUUCAUGGGCAAAGGUAGCUCCCAUUAUCAUAAUAUUGUAAAGAAAGCUUAAUGCUGCACUUUAAAUACAAAAAGAAAUGGUAGUUGUGGGGUUAAAUUAAAUCCGUUGUGGUCAUCCAUAGCCAGUUUUGUUUGUUUUGCCAGUAGGAAAUAUCAUUUUCUCUGCUUGUGUCCAUGUCGUCUUCAUACAUUGAAUCUAUUUUACUUCAAGAAUGAUGUAAUAAUCACACUAAACUCAACUGAUUCCAGCCACUACAUUAAACUGCUUUAUAAAGGGAAAGUUGUUUAUAGCUGCACUAUAUACACGUUUUCCUUUGCAAGAAAUAGAGACACCUUACCAAGCGUUGCUUUGUGUGUGCAUGAAUGGAACAAUCCAUUCAAUCAAGGUAAUGGCGUGAUUUACAAUUGUGCAAAUGUCCUAUACUUGCAUUAUGAAUAAUGUUAUCCUUAAAAUGACCGUUGCUUUGUCAAAGUCAACAAAACUCUACUGUGUUGUGCAAUGCCUUGCUGCAAAAUCUGAAUUCAAAAUAAUCAUUGUACUUUUAUCCCUGCUGAUCAGAUGUUUGUAAAAUUAUUAUUAUUGUUCAUAAUAUGAAAUGUUUUUUUUAAGUUUUCAAGCCAUUAAAAUGUAUAGCACAGAA